Messenger RNA from Hylaeus volcanicus, 2325 nucleotides. RefSeq names its product thyrotroph embryonic factor (gene Pdp1). Lineage: Eukaryota; Metazoa; Arthropoda; Insecta; Hymenoptera; Colletidae. Gene Ontology annotation, biological process: regulation of transcription by RNA polymerase II. The transcript is spliced from 6 exons. Gene Ontology annotation, cellular component: nucleus. Bases 952 to 2040 code for a protein of 362 amino acids. The record is from RefSeq and is a predicted model, not a curated record. Gene Ontology annotation, molecular function: RNA polymerase II cis-regulatory region sequence-specific DNA binding; DNA-binding transcription factor activity, RNA polymerase II-specific.
UGCUGUCUCUCCUGGUCGGAACACGGUCCCAGGACGACGUUGAGGCGCGUCUCGUCUCUCCCCCACCGUUAGGAACGCGAGCUACGAGCCAAUAGGAGCACCGCUUCCGGCAACGGUGACGGCCCAAUGGGCGAACACCGACGACGCAUAGAACGCUGACGGUCGUUGAAUUUGACAGUCGGCACACGACGACCGCACCGUACUGCUCUCCUUCCGUGCGAGCCGCCUCCUCGGCUCUCCCUCCUGUUCUCCAGGACGCACCGACCGACUCGUGAUCCGUUCCACCGCGGGGAGGACGCGCCACGUCCAGUGUGCUACCACGGUGUGUUGUUCGUUGCUUUCGUGCGGUGCUGAAAGACAAGCUUCUCGCGGAACCCGGGCUCUCUGUGGACGAGUUCGUACGGUAACGGUUCGUGGACACGUCGUCGCGGGGGAGAGAGGGGAAAGAAAGAGGGCCUGGAUCCGCGUUCCGUUACACGCAAGAGGGUAGUCGAAUCUCGACCACGUGGCUGAACAUCCGAGCCAGGCUUAUUUUCAUGAACAACUGCGGUGAACGAUCCAACGAACAAAAAAUUCGAGUCUUGUCGAAUUUGGACAAAAUCCAGGGAUUCCUUAGAGGAUCGUGUUUUUAAUUCAGGAUACCCUCUCUCUCUCUCUCUCUCUCUCUCUCUCUCUCUCUCUCUCUCUCUUCCUCCUCUUCUUCCAAAUGACGACUGGCCCUCGAAUCCGAUCGAGUUUCGCGCGAAUGCGGAGAUAAGCAGACAACGGCGGCCGGGAAGCCUCGGUUAUGAUCUCCGUCGGUUGUGAUCUGCGACGAUAAACAUUCUCGCGUGAAAAGACGUUCGCGGUGGGUCUGGUGCGAUAAGAGACAAGUGAUAUCGAGGGAUUUUGGUGCGACGGAGGGGGAUAAACGAGGAGAAGAGGACUUAAAUGUGCGCGUGAAAGAAAUCGAUGAGCUGCGCUAUGGAGUAUCAGCAAUUGGCGCCACCCCCGGUACCAGUAACGCUGCACCCGGCGCAUCAUCAGCAACAACAUCAACAACCGGUGCAACCUCCCCAUCCGCACAUCGUGGUCGCGCCUGCGCUACAGCAACAACCCCAACAACCACCGCCGCCACCGUUACCGCCCACCUCGCACGGUCAUCAGGUGCACGCACCACUUCCGCCUAUCCACGACGACAGCACCAGCUCGCGAUGGAGCCAGUACCAGCAUCUCUGGAGGCAGCAUCAUGUCUACGUAAACGGUAGGCAUUUUUCUGCGAGACGUACGCUAAGGAUAGGAGAAGGAAUUGCUACUUUGCUGGAAAAACGGUGUGUCUCUGCAAACGGGAAACAGGCCAAAGAUGGACCGGAAGAGAAAAAGGACGCCGACGGAGAGCUGUGGGGCAACGUGGAAGCGCAGGCCGCCUUCCUCGGCCCAAAUCUCUGGGACAAAACUCUGCCCUACGAUGCCGACCUGAAGGUAUUGAACCAUUACGUGGAUCUUGACGAGUUUCUCUCCGAGAACGGGAUUCCCGUGGAUGGCGCGGCUGGUGGCGGGCAGGGUACGAUGCAGAGCGGACAACUGCACAAGAUCAACAAUACCGAAGCGGCAGGACAUCAGGGACCGGCCGGUCUCCACUUGGAACCGGUCACCAAGCGCGAGAGGUCACCCUCGCCGAGCGAAUGUUGCUCCCCCGACACGAUGAACCCUCCCUCGCCCGCGGACUCCACGCUCUCGAUGGCCUCAUCGGGGCGAGACUUCGAUCCGCGCACCCGGGCCUUCUCCGACGAGGAGCUUAAACCCCAACCGAUGAUCAAGAAAUCACGGAAGCAGUUCGUUCCGGAUGACCUGAAGGAUGACAAAUACUGGGCGCGUCGUAGGAAGAAUAACAUGGCAGCGAAACGAUCACGGGACGCACGUCGCAUGAAGGAGAACCAGAUCGCUCUCAGGGCCGGCUUCCUCGAGAAAGAAAACAUGGGCCUGCGGCAGGAACUGGACCGGUUAAAGAACGAAAACAUGCUGUUGCGCGACGAGCUGAGCAAAUACACGGACGUCUAACGGCGCGGCGAUGAAGCAAGGCAACAGCUCGUCCCAGUGUUGAAAAGGACGCAGAAACGAGCGUUUGUUGCGUCGGCUCCUCCCACAGUUGUAGUCGCAGCACUUAGGUAUCGCCAGUCCGGAAGAAGAAAAAGGAAAGGAGCGCGCCGAAUCACAAGACCAUCAUCGACAAUUUAACAUGAGCCCAUUUUCCUAGAGGAUCCCGAGGAUAUCCUUCUACAAGUUCUGCUAUUCAUCGAUAUUUUCUCUCUCUCUCUCUCUCUCUCUCUCUCUCUCUCUCUCUCU